This is a messenger RNA of Musa acuminata subsp. malaccensis (wild Malaysian banana), 1154 nucleotides long. Lineage: Eukaryota; Viridiplantae; Streptophyta; Magnoliopsida; Zingiberales; Musaceae. The record is from RefSeq and is a predicted model, not a curated record.
AUGGAUGUGGUGAUAGAGCAAAUCAUAAUUGCAUCCUGUAAGCAGGAAGAAUUCCUCGAGGGAUUUGCUGCCUUCAACAACACUUGGAUUGGCUUUUUAUUAUUUAAAGUCGCGUCCCCGUCCGGGAAGUGCCGAUCAGUCUCUGUUCCGUCGAAGUCUCCGCCCUCCUCCCCCGAAUCGCCGCCCGUUCUUUGCCGCUCCCUCCACCGUCCAUCCUCUUUCCGGUCGUUCAGCUUCCACCACCACCGCCACCUUCGCCCCUCGUUGAGGACGCUCGUGAAUCUCUUCGCUGAAGAACCGAAGCGCCCCAAGUUGGUUCUCUACACCACCUCGCUCCGCGGCAUCCGCCGCACCUUCGAGGACUGCUGCGCCGUCCGCGCCAUCCUCCGUGGCUUACGCGUCGCCGUCGACGAGCGCGACGUCUCCAUGGACGUCUCGUUCCGCAUCGAGCUGCAGUCCUUGCUGGGCAAGGGCCGGCCGUUGGCGCUGCCCCAGGUGUUCAUAGAGAACCGGUGGCUCGGCGGGGUGGAGGAGAUCUGUCAGAUGAACGAGGCCGGGGAACUAGGCCGGAGGCUCGAGGGCGUCGCCGCGCAGGACCCUACGUUUGUCUGCGACGGCUGCGGUGGGGCGCGCUUCGUGCCGUGCUCGUAUUGCCAUGGAAGCCAGAAGGUCUUCGUGGAGAAGGAGGGGAGGAAGCGGCGAUGCGACGAGUGCAACGAGAAUGGGUUGGUACGAUGCCUUCACUGCUGUUCAUGAAUCUCAAUAACCCAAUCAAAUUAGAGAUAAGGAAAAGAAUAAUUUUACUGGAAGUAGCUUCGUAGAAAAUAAUUUGAAAGAACGAACCAAAGUCAAGAAACUAUUUUAUUCUUGAUCUUUGCUUGUCCCCUUCUGGAUGGGACCAGUUGACUUGCUCGAGAGAAAUCUGACCCAGUUUAUAUGUAACUGGGAAGGCUUUCUUGGUGAUGCAUCUUCUCGAUAAUUGAUGCUGACUCUGAGAAUGAACAACUGGUUCUCGUCUCAAUAGUUUGGGUCUAUUGACGAUAAGUUGUGUAUAUAUUAUUGUAUAUAUCGGUUUGCCAAUAAAGUAAAAUAGUCGUGUGUAUAUAUUGUUGUAUAUAUGGGUUUGCCUAUAAAAUGUUAAUUUCUUUUCUUUU